Molecule: messenger RNA, 966 nt
Organism: Phytomonas sp. Hart1
Lineage: Eukaryota; Euglenozoa; Kinetoplastea; Trypanosomatida; Trypanosomatidae
Source: the annotation of a GenBank genome assembly
AUGCAAGCCCCCGAAGAAUCCACUUUUUCGUCUUCUUUAGAAACCUUAUGUGAUGAUGAAAAAACUACGUUUACGGCGCCGGUACCUCUAAUUAUUGAUGAAGCUCACCACGAGAUUAACCAGAAAAUUUACCAAUUGUCAACUGAGGCGGAGCCUUUCAUUCCUUCGUUUAUGCGAGGAGUAGGGACCUCUACAUAUCCUAUAGAAGUGUAUAAUAAAGGACACGAUGAUAAUACACAGCUUAUGACCAUUGAUAGUAAGUGCGCGAUCAGUUGUCAUAAUACCCCACCUUUGCAUUUACAAAAAGAUUCAAAACCUCAACCGAACCCAACGUUAGACCACGACUCCCCUCAAAAUGCCAAAAAAUCAAAUUCCCAUAAACUACAAGGACCUGGUUAUUUUUCUACCGAUCAAACUCGCAAGGAACAUUUUGAUUUAUGGGUUAGUCAGCUUAUAAACAUGAGCGAAGAUGAAGUUCACAUGCUGAUGGAUUGUUUGCCCGAGGAUAUUCAACAUUUGUACUUCCAUAAUCUUUCCCACUUUGUGGAUACCAAACCACAAGGAGGGAUUUCUUCCGAAGACAAACAGUCCUUCGGACCUAAAGGCUGUACAUCAAUGUCUCCGGCGGUUUCGGCUGCUUUUGCAACUUUUAACAAAAUUAGCGAAGAACGACUACAGCAUAUUGAGCAAUUGCUUUGUUUAGAAACCCUUAAUGAUUACGUCUGCGAUACUGGAAUGCGGGAGGAAUCAUUAUUUGUCAACCCCGAUGAGGGCUUAAACUCCGAUGAGGAGGAAUGGCUACUGGAGCAGAUCAUGAGUGUGGAUUUGAUUCCACCGGACUCUGAAUUGACCAAGCCGGAUCAAAAUCAGUAUGAGAAGAGGCAUAAAAGUACAUUUCGACCUGUUAAUAUUAAACCCCGAGGCCGCAAUAAAAGGAAACAGACAAAGCGCCGAGGUGAGUUUUAG